Spathaspora passalidarum NRRL Y-27907 is the source of this 165-nucleotide messenger RNA. RefSeq lists its product as uncharacterized. The transcript has a single exon. The record is from RefSeq and is a predicted model, not a curated record. The annotation marks the transcript as partial. Lineage: Eukaryota; Fungi; Ascomycota; Pichiomycetes; Serinales; Debaryomycetaceae.
AUAGUUUCUCACUUUGAGGGUACAAGGGUAAUCACACUCAUCAACCAAGUUGGAUUCAGUGGCUCUUUUGAAGAGUCAAAGAGGGACGUGACCUAUAGAAAUGAUCCUAUGAAGUACGUCGACAGAGAAAAGAAAAAGAAAGGGAAAAAGAUUUACAAAAACUAG